AACAAAAACGAAGCGAUUAGACGAAUUCUAAACUGAUGCAUUGAAAACUUGAAGGCAUUGUUAUUUUAAAAUAAUUGUUAAUCAAAUUAGUAGAAAAAUAAUUAAGCAACACAAUAAACUGUAAUGUUAUCAAGGUAGUAGAAGCUCAAUGUUAGUAUACUUGUUAUAAAAUAAAAAUAAAUUAUUGUCAAUAACAAAUGCGUAAAUAAGUGAAUCAUCAAAUUUUUAGAUAUAUUUUUUGAACGUUAUUUUUGUUAUGAUUUAUUUUUCUAUGUGAUAAUAAGUACCUCAUUAGUAAUAAAUUGGUAAAAAUGACGUAAAGACGAUGAAGACAAAUACUUUGUUUUUAUAGCUACCAUUCCUGAUUCAAAGACAUAAAUAACAAACAAAAAAAUUUCUUUUAUGAGCGCAAUUGGUUAUCAUCUAAAUUCACGAGACUGCCAUUUACAAAGGAUUUUUCUUGAAUUUCUUAUAAUCUAUUUUAUAUAAAUAAAGUAGUUCAUUUAACAAAAAUAUGUUUAUUUUUAAAAAGAUAAAUCUUAACAUGUGUCAGCCCGUUUUUUUAAACAUGACGUUAUUAUUUUUUGUACACUGCUUCCGUCUAUCAUAGGCAGUGUUCCCAAACGUACGAUAUUUUCGUAUAUUUACUAUUUUCUGUUUUGUACAUUACUAGUAAGCGAAAAAAGACAAUUUUGAUGAUUCGAAGGGGAAAUGUGCCCCAAAGCCAAUGAUGCCAGCCAUUCGCUGUCACCUGUAUCACCUCGUUAUCGACUGUUCCUUACUAUUCUUAAGUUUAUAAAGUGGGUGAAUGGUCUGAUUAGUAUUUAUAACGUUUUAUAAAUUUUGAAAGCGGUAUUUUCAAGUGUGUUAUAGUACAAUGAGCUUUAGAAAAAGAAGAAACAGUUGCCGAGAAACAUAAAAGUUUCGCAAUCAAUGGUUCAGGCUUUUAAGGAAUGGCUUUAGUCGGCAAAUGAACCUUAUAAGGCUAAACGCCGUUUUAAGCCCGUUUUAAGCCCUAACUCGGCCUUCAGCGAAUAAAAAAUAGUCGAACGAGGCCAGAUAAUGACAAUUUGGUUGGUGCUCGAUCUCUGUGAAGCCACAUUCGUGUACAGUAGCCUUGGGAAGCGAAGUACUAUGGACUGGAGGAAUGUCAUGAAGCAAGCACACACAUCCGCUAAUUUUGCCGCGCCUUUUUUUUAAAUAAUUUUCUUACGUAACAGCCUUAUUACGUCAGAGUAAUAUGCGGUGUUGACAGUUAUAUUUAAUUCCUUUAAGUCAAAUAUAGGAUACCCUCACACGCACCUUUGCUUUUUUUGGCACGGGCCCUUCUUUCCGUUGCAACUCAAUGGAAUCUUUUUGGAUGUCGGAUCAUAGAAAAAGACCAUAACUUCUGCACUCUUUACAAUGGAUGCGAUCAAGCUUUCUUGAUCCUCUCGGCAAAGCUCUAAAAAUCAUUCACAAUUUUCUACUCGACGCUGCUUUUGCAUUGUGCUGAGGCACCCAUCUUGCACUUGUUUUGGAAAUGACGGUGUGUGUUGUAAUUUCUUUUGUUUUUAGGAGCCGGUAAUUUUCUAUACUAAUUUAAGUUUUUUUGGAGUAGUCACAGGACCUCCCGCACGUGGAUAAUCUUUUAAUGAUUCUCGUUCCCAGCGAAACAGCUUAGAACUAUUUUUAAUUGUUGAAAAUGAUGGAUACAAGCCAUCGCAAUUUGAGAAACUUUUCAAAAUAACGUGACUGAGUGGUCAAACGAACUAUCUAUAAUAAAAUGGGUCGAACCAGCAAGUUUAAACUUUGUGUAAAGACUUAUCACUGACUUGUAGACACAUUAUUACUCCUUCUCAAUAAAUUUGUUUCGGGAAAGGAUAAAUUGCUUAAUUACUAAUUUGGCAAAUAAAAAUUAUCCUGCUAGUAACAUAAUUUUUCAAGAAGGUCUUAUUUACCCUCAACAAGGUAGAGCUCCACCACAUUACUGUCUUCCAGUUAGACAGUGGCUAAAAGAGAGACACACAUAGAGGAGCGAUAGAAUGGCCACCAAGAUUUAGCGACUCCAUUGCAUUGCAUUCAGUUUUUAAAAUUUAGUUGAAAAAAUACAACCCCAGAUUUAAACGAUUCGAAAGACUCGUGAGAAUAUUAAGAAAAAAACUUUAUUUCUGUUUAGAAAGUAAUAACGAAAAAUAUUUUAAAAAUCUAAUAAAAUUUAAUUACUUUUCAUAAUUUUCUUAUUGUAAAAUAUAACCUCACAUUUCCAUUUGAGAUUGUAGGGUUUGCAUCGUUCCCAGUUCAUGUGUUGAAGUAAUUUAAUUAAUCUACAAACAAUCCCUCUUGAAAUAAGUUUAACGUGCAUUUGUAUAUUUUAAAAUUUUGAAUAUAGAGUGGUAUGUUCAUAUAUCAUUUAGACACUCUGUAUAAAAUUGUUGAUGGAUUAAAUUUCAUUAUGUGUGUUUAAUUUACAUAAAAAAUAUUGGCAUUAAAAAGAAAAUAUUCAAUAGUAACCGUGUUGUGUUGUUUAUCUCUAAAAUGAUAGUUAAAUAACAGAUUGUGUAUUGUGGAAGUUCAGUAGAUUAUGAGAAGGUAUCGCGGUGACUAUAAUCGUUGCUAUAGUAACGCGUUAUUCCGCCGAACACUUGUAUUCAAGGUUAUAGAUCAACGACACGAGCAUGUUCUCUAAACACGACAUAUUAGAUCAUUUUAUAGUUAGAUACCCAAACGUAUUGCGAGACAACAAUAUAUCAGAUGAUUGGAAAGAUCUACUGCAUGAAGUUUUUGUAGAAAACGAAACCGUUUUACAAGAUUUAAAUAAAUUUUUAGAGACUAUUCCAGAAGAUUCUUUACUUCCAAUUCGUUCUAAUAUAUGGUCGUUUACUCGGUAUUGUAAACCGGAAGAAGUGAAAGUUGUAAUAGUUGGUCAAGAUCCGUAUGCUACUAGAGGAUGGGCUCACGGUUUAGCAUUUAGUGUUGAAAAACAUAUAAAAAAAAUACCACCAUCACUAAGAAAUAUUUUGAAAGAAGUAAAGAUUGAUAUUGGAAAUUCAAAAUAUGCAAAAUCUUUGAAAUCGUUUCCUUCUAAUUAUGGAUAUUUGGAACAUUGGGCUAAACAAGGAGUUCUACUAUUGAACAGCGUUCUCACUGUAACAGUCGAUAACAGUAAAUCGCACUCAAACAAAGGUUGGGAGACUGUGAUUUCUAAACUUAUCGUCAAAUUACAAAUUGUAAUAAAUACCCAAGAGAAGUUUUUAAUAUUCAUGCUGUGGGGCAACGACGCUAAAAAAAUGGAAGAAUUCGUGAACAAGAAACAAGGGAAUAAAGUCUUACUUGCCGGACAUCCUUCUCCAUUAAAUCGACUCCAAAGUUUUCUAGGAUGCCGACAUUUUUCGAAAACCAAUGAUAUACUCACAUCAGUUGGCAUGAAUCCAAUAGAUUGGUCAUUAACGUAAUUGAAAUACUUGAUUCAUUUGUAUUUAUUUGUAAUAUACGUGUUUCAAAGGCUACAAA
Diorhabda sublineata is the source of this 3492-nucleotide messenger RNA. Its product is annotated as uracil-DNA glycosylase-like. The coding region runs from base 2658 to 3434 and encodes 258 amino acids. The transcript has a single exon. Gene Ontology annotation, cellular component: mitochondrion; nucleus. Gene Ontology annotation, biological process: base-excision repair; base-excision repair, AP site formation via deaminated base removal. The record is from RefSeq and is a predicted model, not a curated record. Gene Ontology annotation, molecular function: uracil DNA N-glycosylase activity. NCBI's taxonomy places the organism in Eukaryota, Metazoa, Arthropoda, Insecta, Coleoptera, Chrysomelidae.